Molecule: messenger RNA, 2000 nt
Organism: Danio rerio (zebrafish)
Lineage: Eukaryota; Metazoa; Chordata; Actinopteri; Cypriniformes; Danionidae
Gene: mef2d
Product: myocyte enhancer factor 2d
Biological process (GO): positive regulation of DNA-templated transcription; regulation of DNA-templated transcription; positive regulation of transcription by RNA polymerase II
Cellular component (GO): nucleus
Molecular function (GO): protein dimerization activity; RNA polymerase II transcription regulatory region sequence-specific DNA binding; DNA binding
Source: RefSeq, marked provisional
UCACCAGAUUUUUCCAGGGGGGGUUUGGAUAUCAGAACAGACACCUGUCGGAUGACAUGCACCCUGAGCAGACCAUGAUCUGAAGGCCCUACCAGGAGGCCACACACUUUCUUUCUUCCUUCCCUCCUUCCUUUUUUGUCAGUGGAGGAAGACGGGUGAGCCCAGCUGCCUCAGACAGGUGGCAGAAAGAGAGAGAGAGAGACUCUCUCACACACACUCAUCUUCAUACACCAAGACGAACAGCCACUGUUGUGCUCCUUUAACUGCCUGGAGAACAUUUGACCUCUGACCUCACCACACCCCCAACCUUGCCCUUCCACCCCUGCACGGCCAAUCACAGCAGCCAUGGGGAGGAAAAAGAUCCAGAUUCAGCGAAUCACAGACGAGCGUAACAGACAGGUGACCUUCACUAAACGGAAGUUUGGUCUGAUGAAGAAAGCCUACGAGCUCAGUGUGUUGUGUGACUGCGAGAUUGCCCUCAUUAUUUUCAAUCACUCAAACAAGCUCUUCCAGUAUGCCAGCACUGACAUGGACAAAGUGCUCCUCAAAUACACAGAGUACAACGAGCCACACGAAAGCAGGACCAACGCAGACAUCAUUGAGGCUCUGAACAAGAAAGAGCACCGUGAUUCGGAGAGCCCGGACCCCGAGGAGCCGUUCUCCCUCACACCUCGCACAGAGGAGAAGUACAAAAAGAUAGACGAGGAGUUUGAUAAAAUGAUGCAGAGCUAUAGGCUUUCAUCCACAGUGCCAGCGCCCACUUUCUCCAUGCCAGUCACAGUGCCGGUGUCCAAUCAGAGCCCGUUGCCAUUCAGCAAUCCAAGCAGUCUCGUCACCACUUCCUUCGUCACCUCGACCCUCACAGACCCACGCCUGCUUUCACCACAGCAGCCCCAGCUCCAGAGGAACACGGUUUCUCCAGGCCUGCCACAGAGACCCGCCAGCGCAGGUGCUCUUCUGGGUGGUGACCUCAACAAUUCAAAUGGAGCGUGCCCGAGCCCUGUGGCCAAUGGUUACGUCAGUGCCAGGGCCUCCCCAGGACUCCUCUCAGUCUCCAACGGCAACAGCAUGGGGAAAGUAGUCCAGGCUAAAUCUCCACCUCCGCCCAGCACUCAGAUGGCGAACAGCCGCAAACCGGACCUUCGGGUCAUCACCUCGCAGAGCAGCAAGGGCCUUAUGCAGCUGACAGAUGAAGAGCUGGAGUUGGUGAGUGAGAAUGCUCAGCGGUUAGGCACCUCUCAAGUGACCCAGCCUCUUACCACACCAGUGGUUUCCGUGGCAACGCCGAGCCUCCUAACUCCAUUCUCUAUGCCCACCGCCUACAACACAGAGUACCAGCUAACAAGUGCAGAUCUCACAGCCCUCCAGGCCUUUACGCCGUCGGGCGCACUGUUGCCAGGCAACAUGACCACUUGGCAACAGCAGCAGCAGCCAUCUGUAUCCCAGCAACCACAGCAGCAGCCAUCCGUAUCCCAGCAACAGACUCAGCAGCAGCAGCAACAACAACAACAGCCACAGCAGCUCACUCUGGCCUCACUCAGCAACCUUGUGCCCGUAGGAACAAUCCCUCAUGGAGCUACUCUGACGGUUAACACUAACCCCAGCAUCAGCAUCAAAUCCGAGCCAGUGUCUCCCAACCGGGACCGCAGCACCCCUAGUUCCACCGCCGGGGCAGUGGGUGGCGUUUCAGGCCUGACGGUGAGCCAGUAUCCAGGGACACUGCGUUUGGAGCCCACCGGCCGCUCUCCAGUUGACAGCAUCAGCAGUAACGGCAGCUCAUACGAGGGAAGCGAUCGAGACGACAGCGGCCAGCCUCGCCCUCCAGAUUUCUCCGGCCUAGGUCUUCUCCGAGCUACCGGAGACCAGCCGGCCCAAGCAGAGCAGCAGGAGUCAGCCAACGUGAAGCGUAUGAGACUGGACACCUGGGUCACAUAAACGCUGAAGGAAAGCGAGAGACAUCUGCUCUCUCACCCGCACAUACACACGCACGCACACCGACA